UGUCAGUGGUCUAGGAUGGCCAGUGAAGCCACAAACAUCCCAAGUCCUGUGGUGCGCCAGAUUGACAAGCAGUUUCUGAUUUGCAGUAUAUGCCUGGAACGGUACAAGAACCCCAAGGUUCUCCCCUGUCUGCACACGUUCUGCGAGAGGUGCCUACAGAACUACAUUCCCGCCCACAGUUUAACCCUCUCCUGCCCAGUGUGCCGCCAGACCUCCAUCCUGCCCGAGAAAGGGGUGGCCGCGCUUCAGAACAACUUCUUCAUCACAAACCUGAUGGACGUGCUGCAGCGGACGCCAGGCAGCAACAUAGAGGAGUCUUCCAUCCUGGAGACGGUCACCGCUGUGGCUGCGGGAAAGCCUCUGUCUUGCCCAAACCACGAUGGGAAUGAACCUUUGUACCCACAGGUGAUGGAAUUUUACUGCCAGUCCUGUGAGACCGCCAUGUGUCGGGAGUGCACUGAGGGCGAGCAUGCAGAGCACCCCACGGUCCCCCUCAAGGACGUGGUGGAGCAGCACAAGGCCUCACUCCAGGUCCAGCUGGACGCUGUCAACAAAAGGCUCCCAGAAAUAGAUUCUGCUCUUCAGUUCAUCUCAGAAAUCAUUCAUCAGUUAACCAACCAAAAGGCCAGCAUCGUGGAUGACAUCCAUUCCACCUUCGAUGAGCUCCAGAAGACGCUGAAUGUGCGAAAGAGCGUGCUGCUUAUGGAACUGGAGGUCAACUAUGGCCUCAAACACAAAGUGCUGCAGUCGCAGCUGGAUACUCUGCUCCAGGGGCAGGAGAGCAUCAAGAGCUGCAGCAACUUCACAGCGCAGGCCCUCAACCACGGCACGGAAACGGAGGUGCUGCUGGUGAAGAAGCAGAUGAGCGAGAAGCUGAACGAACUGGCCGACCAAGAUUUCCCCCUGCACCCGCGUGAAAACGAUCAGCUGGAUUUCAUCGUGGAAACCGAGGGGCUCAAGAAGUCCAUCCACAACCUCGGGACCAUUCUGACCACCAACGCGGUCGCAUCCGAGACGGUGGCCACGGGCGAGGGGCUGCGGCAGACCAUCAUCGGGCAGCCCAUGUCCGUUACCAUAACGACCAAGGACAAAGACGGCGAGCUGUGCAAAACUGGCAAUGCCUACAUCACGGCUGAACUGAGCACCCCCGACGGCAGCGUGGCGGACGGGGAGAUCCUGGACAACAAAAACGGCACCUACGAAUUUUUGUACACGGUCCAGAAGGAAGGAGACUUCACCCUGUCUCUGAGACUCUACGACCAGCACAUACGAGGCAGCCCGUUUAAGCUGAAGGUGAUCCGGUCCGCCGACGUGUCUCCCACCACUGAAGGCGUGAAGCGGCGCGUCAAGUCCCCAGGGAGCGGCCACGUCAAGCAGAAAGCUGUGAAAAGACCUGCGAGCAUGUACAGCACCGGGAAGCGAAAAGAGAACCCCAUCGAGGACGAUUUGAUCUUUCGAGUGGGAACCAAAGGAAGAAAUAAAGGAGAGUUUACGAAUCUUCAGGGGGUAGCUGCAUCUACAACUGGAAAGAUAUUAAUUGCAGACAGUAACAACCAAUGUGUCCAGAUAUUUUCCAACGAUGGCCAGUUCAAGAGCCGUUUUGGCAUACGAGGACGCUCUCCCGGGCAGCUGCAGAGGCCCACAGGAGUAGCCGUGCACCCCAGUGGGGACAUAAUCAUUGCAGAUUAUGAUAAUAAGUGGGUUAGCAUCUUCUCAUCAGAUGGAAAGUUUAAGACAAAAAUUGGAUCGGGAAAGCUGAUGGGGCCCAAAGGAGUUUCUGUGGACCGCAACGGGCACAUUAUUGUGGUGGACAACAAAGCAUGCUGCGUGUUUAUCUUCCAACCAAAUGGGAAAAUAGUCACCAGGUUUGGUAGCCGAGGAAAUGGGGACAGGCAGUUUGCAGGUCCUCAUUUUGCAGCUGUAAAUAGCAAUAAUGAGAUUAUUGUUACAGAUUUCCAUAAUCAUUCUGUCAAGGUGUUUAAUCAGGAAGGAGAAUUCAUGUUGAAGUUUGGCUCCAACGGAGAAGGAAAUGGGCAGUUUAAUGCCCCCACAGGUGUAGCAGUGGAUUCGAAUGGAAACAUCAUUGUGGCAGACUGGGGAAACAGCAGGAUCCAGGUGUUUGAUGGGAGUGGAUCGUUUUUGUCCUACAUUAACACAUCUGCUGACCCGCUCUACGGCCCCCAAGGCCUAGCCCUAACUUCAGACGGCCAUGUUGUGGUUGCAGACUCUGGAAAUCACUGUUUCAAGGUCUAUCGAUACCUACAGUAA
Messenger RNA from Marmota flaviventris (yellow-bellied marmot), 2268 nucleotides. The record is from RefSeq and is a predicted model, not a curated record. NCBI's taxonomy places the organism in Eukaryota, Metazoa, Chordata, Mammalia, Rodentia, Sciuridae.